GGCGACCAACACUCUCGUUCUCACAACGAAGUGUGUACAGACGUAUCGCAUACCUUUCAAAGGUACCACCGUGACACCACGCCCCGAUCCUUCUCCGGCGGAGCCUUCCGUGCCCACACCUUCUCCUCCUAUCACUGUCACCUCGCCUCAGCAGUUCACCCACUUCAUCCGACAGGACGACGUCACCUUCUUUAUGGUGGACGUGACGGAUCUCUUACACUAUGAUCCCCCCUGUCCCGACGCCGAGCUCAUCCUUCAGGAGCCAGAUCCUUCUUCUAUCUCCAUGGCUCUCAUAUCUACUUCCGUCCCUCCGCCGUCCGUCGAGUCCACCCCGCCAUCGCGCGCUGACGCUGACGCUGAGGAAUUCGCACGAUGUACGGCUGACCUGGAGCCCGCAGUUCGUGACCUCAUCCGAGAGUACCACGACAUUUUCCCAUCGUCGUUCUCGCACGCCGGCAUCCCACAGAUGCGUGACGUCGAGCACUCCAUUCAGCUCGUGCCUGACUAUCGUGUUCACCACCAGGCACCCUACAGACUCUCGAUCCCCGAGGCCACCGAACUCAAGCGUCAGCUUGAGGAGCUCCUGAGACUGGGUUUCAUUAAACCCAGCAACUCCCCGUGGGGUGCACCCGUCCUCUUUGCUCGCAAAGCGGAUGGAACUCUUCGUCUCUGCAUCGACUACCGCGGUCUCAACCGCUACACGGUUAAGAACAGUUACCCCAUGCCUCGUUCCGAUGAGCUGUUCAACCGCCUAGCAGGCAACCGCUUCUUUACAAAGAUUGAUCUUCGUAGCGGUUACUAUCAGAUCCGCGUCGCUGCAGCCGACCAGCCGAAGACAACGUUUCGAUCGCGCUUCGGCCACUACGAGUUUACGGUGAUGCCAUUCGGCCUCACCAAUGCACCCGCCACCUUCCAGAGGGCGAUGAACGACAUCUUCAGGGACAUCCUGGAGCAGUACGUUCUCGUCUACCUCGAUGAUAUCCUGGUCUACAGUCGUAUCCUUGAGGAACACCUCAUACACCUCCGUGACGACCUUGACCGUUUGCGCAGACAUGGCUUCUAUACCAAGCUGAGCAAGUGCCGCUUUGCCCAGCACAAAGUGGAUUUCUUAGGACACUACACGUCUGACCAGGGUCUCCACAUCGACGACGCGAAGAUCACUGCUAUUGCGGAGUGGCCCGCUCCCACAUCCGCCGAGCAGCUUCGCAGUUUCCUAGGCCUGACCAGCUACUAUAGUAAUUUCAUCCGGGGAUACGCUAGGUAUUCCUACGUCCUUACCUCCACCCUCCUCCGGAAGAACCCACCGUGGGCUUGGACACCCCUCCACGAGGACGCCUUCCRYGCCCUCAAGAAGGCGGUGACAUGCGCACCGGUUCUUCACCUACCCGAUUUUGAYCGCCCKUUUAUCCUUACCACCGAYGCGUCAGACUUYGCUGUAGGAGCAGUKCUUUYUCAGGUCUUCCCYUCMUCUCCUGAUUYCUCUCAUCCUCGUAUCCCUCGCUUCCCACCACCUACCCCUACCACUGCUUCCCGACUGACGCCUACUCGUCCAGCUACUGACGAGCCUUCUAUUGACUAUUCUCCUACCAUCUCCGAGGACGGCACUGYCGAGUCUCGCUCAGGUGAUUGUYCGAUAGCCUUCUACUCYCGUCAGCUYCUGCCCGCCGAGAUAAACUACACUGCUGAUGAACGUGAGGUUCUCGCAGUAGUUUAUGCCGCUCGGCACUGGCGUCACUACCUGCACGGGGCACCAUUCACGGUGCGCACGGACAACUAUGUUGUCCAGGCUUUUCUGACAAAGCCGGAGCUCACUCCUCGACAGGCUCGCUGGUGGCGCGACCUAUCCGAGUUUAGUUUCACCACUGAGCACAUCAAGGGUGAGACUAAUCGGGUCGCAGAUGCCUUAUCCCGGCGCCCUGACCACGGCCAGGAGCAGAUCCAGCUCUCUUCCAUCUCGGUCACCACUGUCCACCACUCGGUGAUCGACGAGUUUCGCACUCAGUACCGCCACUGCCCCGACUAUCACGACAUCCACGCGACCCUUCGGAAUGGCAAGACCGUCCCGAACUACUCUCUCGGGGACAACAGUCUUGUGUACUGGCACGGUUCAAACUUGUGUUUUGGCUGAUCUUGAUGUGUGUGUGUGUUGCGAUUCACUCCGGGAUACUUCGGUAAACUUUUCUCUUGUGUAGAUGCUCUCAAUCU
Messenger RNA from Chara braunii, 2205 nucleotides. NCBI's taxonomy places the organism in Eukaryota, Viridiplantae, Streptophyta, Charophyceae, Charales, Characeae. The record is from the annotation of a GenBank genome assembly.